ACAUCCGUGAAACUCCUCAUGUUGCAUGCAUUAAUGCUGUCAUAGAUAAUCAGCAAGCGAGAGCGACUUUUUCUGUAAGAACACGUCAACGUGCGUAUGUUGCAUCUAAAGCAACCGCAGGGGUGCAGGUCAAAUGACCCCCGUGCAGUGGAGCUGAAGUUAAGGGAGCUAAAGAGAUCGCGGGGGCUUCCAGUAAGACCCAUUUUCAGUUAUAGUUGCACAAAGGUACACACACAAAGACGGUUGCGUUGAGUUGCUCAUCAGCUAAUAUCCACAUGCAGUUGUUGCGUUUAAUGACAGCCUUCUGUGACUUAUUAAACAAAAAUAUAGCCGACUUCAUAUAUAUACCCCCCCGCCCCACACACACACACACACACACACACACAGAGGGUAUUAUAUUUUUGAUUAUCUCCAUGGCUGUUCGCACAGUCGGUGUAAUGCAAGAUAUGAAAUUAAAAAGGAGCAAACAUCUUCUUUUAACACGCACCAUCUUGUUCUUGAGUCCAGCAGCACCACGUUGGUGGUUACGCACCACAGUCCCGGUCCUGCACGGAUAUUGUGGAUAUGAUGUUCUUAAUCGUUCAGAUAUUUAAGGAUCUAUAAUAACAACGCCUACACAUGUGACACGCCGUUUGAUGUAACACACUGGUAACAUCGAUGCUAUUCAGCGCGCAGUGACAAGCCAGUAAAUAAGCAAAUAGGCUUAAUAUUUAUGGAAACGAGUAUGCCCAGUGCUGAGUUUGACCCCACCGCGCUGCAGCACCGGCAGCAGGAACAGGAGGAACUGGUCACAAGGGAUUCACGUGUUUUAUAGAUCACAAAGAUGGAAUAUAACCCGGGGAGUAUUGGAGAAAAAAAUAUGGCUCAGGGGCGAACAUAAUAGUCAGUCCAUUCAGGCUAACUGUGGCCCGUUGCUAUUUCAAACAAUUAGUCCGUACUACACGGUCACAUUAUUUUGUAACCCGUGUGUGUGUGUGUGUGUUGGGGGGGUUCUUCCCAUAUCUGUGGCCGUGUGCGUGAAAAAAGGUGUGCCGGUCUCAGAUCCGCGCUGUUUUGUGUAGUUUUGUGUAGUUCUGCGCGUGCGUGCGUGUUCAUUCUAAUGAAUUCUAAUGUCGUUCGAGUGUGUGCGCGUGUUUGCGUUUCUGACGUGCGCAAAGACAAACUGUGUAUACUGUGCAUUUUACAAGAAAUACAAAGAAAUCUCUAGAAACAAAAGGUGUUUGUUUUUAAUGAAUAAUCUCACAAAAGUCAGGGUGCACGCCCUCCCCCUCAGAUAAGCUACUUGUUGAUGGAAACAUAAUCAAAGCACAUAUUCGUGACGCAACAGCCUAUUGCGUAUUUUCCGUGCAAUUUAUAGAAUGAUAUUUUUCAUAAGUGCUUCUGUGUGCCUUGUUGAAAAACUAAUUUAAAACGGAACUCUUGAUCCGGUUUUUGAAGAAUUAUUAUCGGUGUUAAUAUUACAAAACAUGCGGAAAAUCAUGUUGGAAAAGCAGCCCCGACCUGACACUGUGAUCACGCUCAAAAAUCACGGUUAAACAAGGUACAAUUUCACAGGAAUUGCGUGACUCCGCAAAAUUCACACACACGCAGCUUAGACGGUUUAAAUGGUUUCUGAAACGCUGGGAACGCCGGUUCGUUUAUUACGGUAUCACCAGGCUGAUGGACGCGAGCCUAUGUGGUCUCAGCUGAUAAGUAGGUCAGUCUAUAGAAGGCCUACAACCUUGGGGAAGAAAAAUCAGGAUAAAAGGCUCGAACACACUAAAGCAGUUAAGUUUGAUGUUUACUGGUCAGGGGGAAAAGCAGUGAGGGGAAAAAACGGGGCAAAUUUCUUUGUUUAAGCAGCACGUCCGUAACGCACAUCAGCCCGACUAAAAUAGCACGUGCUGACUGGAGUCAUUUUUACCAACAUGCAAUCGAUUGCUUGCUACGGUUACAUACAUUCUGAUGACGACCGCGGGGAGAAUUAGCACGUUACAUCUCGUCCUGUCAUGACUAUUUUCCGGCUCGGACUACUUACACCGGCUCUACACAAACUCUGCACUGGGCUGGAUUUUCUGCAGCUCUUUAUUUAGCUAUCGAGGAAAAAAUGUCAUAACAGCAUUAUUUACUCAGACGGCGGAGACUGUGGGCACAGUUGUAAACUAUUGUAAUGGCAGGGUGCUGGAGGGGUAGGUGGGCGGGUGGGUGGGGAUGGAAUAUCCAUUUUUAUUGCAUCACCUGUCAGCGGCGUCCAAUGGGCGUCGACUCCAGGGGCAUUAAUUGAUGAAGGUGUCUCCAGACAGGCCCACCUCCCCUCUCUCUCUCUCUCUCUCGCCCUGUCAUUUUAUUUGUGGCUCAACCAGCAUCCAGAAUAGCAGCUGCAUUUUAGCUCUUUCUGUUUCUCUCUGGAUCUGAUUCUCUCUCUCUCUCAUUCUGCUUCCCCCCACCCUCACAACACCCUCUCUCCCUCCCUUUCUGUCGCUCUCUCUCCCUCCCUCCCUCUCUCUCUCUCUCUCUUCUAGCUAUUUUAUCCCUCUGGCUGAGGCAGUGGUGUACACCUACCCCUCGUCCUGCUGCCGACCAGAGGGGAGUGGAGUCGGCAGAGGCAGGUAGCCCCGGCUUGGUGGACGCAUCCGUCGCAUUCCUCCACCACCAUGCCGGACCAGGGGCAAGAAGCAAGGAGUGGAUGCUGUCGGCUCAUUCAAUCUAUUAGACAGGGGCAGCUCCAUUUAACUCCGCAAGUCAAAGUUUGCAUUUUCAUUACGCAGCAGUGUGGCUGGAUUAUAGGUGUGAGCAGGAUGCCUUGAGCUCGCUAACCUAUGCCACUCACUGGUGAAUCCACAGUAUACUGAGGCUGACUACAUGGAGUAAUAGAUUCUAGUGGAUGCACACAAAUCAUGGGAGACCUGGAGUGUGGCUUUGAGGAAAUGCAAGGAGUGAGGCUGGGAUACCUGCUCAUCCAAGGCAAGCAAAUGUUUGCUUUGUCCCAGGUCUUCACCGACCUGCUGAAGAACAUCCCUCGGACCACGGUGCACAAGCGCAUGGACUACCUGAAAGUGAAGAAGCACCAGUGCGACCUGGAGGAGCUGCGGAAGCUCAAAGCAAUAAACUCUAUAGCUUUCCACGCCGCCAAAUGCACUCUCAUAUCGCGGGAGGACGUGGAGGCUCUGUAUUUCUCCUGCAAGACGGAGCGGGUGUUGAAGUCCAACAAAAGGAAAGCGAAAGCGGCGUGCUCCCCCGGGGAUGAGGACGAGUCCUCGGGGUUCCUCCGUGCUGACGGCGAGCUUUGGAGGGAAAAAGUUUGGUUUAGUUUGCAGCACGGCGUCCCGGAGACUCUCACACUCCACGGCAAAGCGGGCAGAAAGAGGGAGCUGACUCCUUGCCUUACCGACUCCAAACUACCUCAGUUUUAUCACAAAACGCACGGGCGGGAUUGCCGUUCGGCGACCAAGUCCAGUUACAAACACUUUAAAAACUAUGAAACAGCGAAAAUAACAGGGAACCGCGUCACUUUGAGCCAAAGGCACUCGUUUUUCCGGAGCGCGGUGAGCCGGCAGCCGGUGGUGCUUCAGUCCGCCAUAGCUGCUCAGUCCAGGCUCUCUCGCUCAGCCGGCGACCUACUUCACAAAAGGAAGAGGAGGCGCGAGGGGGGCGGCGGGAGGGACAGCGCGAGGCAUUCGUGGAGCAGAAGCAGGCACGCGCACCACCACGCACCGCCGGUGCUGCUCGUGCAACCCAAAUCGUCUGGAAGUCACGGGACUUCUUUCGGUGCUUUUCACCUCGGUCCAGAUUUUUAUCUCGACCCCCGACCCCACCAUCAUCACCACCACCAACAUCAUCAUCAUCAUCACCACCACCACCACGAGCCAACUUUCCCGGAGAGUUACAGCAGCGACACCGAGUCCAGCACCUACUCGGAACGGGCUUACCCCGACUGGGACUUCGGCUCUGGCUUUUCCACCAGCAGCAACUCCGCCAGUUCGGAAGAAGAAGAGGACGGCGAGGAAGAAGAUGACACUCAGUCGGAGAGUUCAGAGGUCAGCUCAGAGGAGGAGGAGGAGAGCUCCUCUCAGUCCGACUCCAGCUCAGUUUCGAGUCGUGUUUCGGUUCAGAGCAUCCGAUUCAGACGGGCGCGGGUCGGCUCGCUCGCCAAAAGUCUCAACACCAGCAAAGCACCUUUGGUCCUGCAGCCUACGUUUCACUACAACAACCCAGUGCAGCUCGAAAAAGAGCACAGGACCCUCGGACAUGUUGCUGCUUCGCAAUCACGGGACAGGAGACAGGACAAACUUCAGAAAUGUGAAUUCACAUGCAGAGAGACAGAGCAGGACUCGGGACCCUCGCAGCCCCAAAACUUUAACUCAGCUUCUGUGGGGGAGAGCUUUUUCAGCGAGUCUAAAAGGGAAAAUCUAAACCAGGCCGACACUGUGGAGGAGCUCGUCACAUAUUCACCGGGACCCAACCGGAAUAAGGCCUCUCACCCUUCACGCAGGACACAGGGGCAUCUCACCAAAUGCCCCCCGGGACUGAGGGCUCAGUAUGACCACAACAAAGAGGCCAAGCAGACCCAGAAAUGUGUCGACAGGAGGGAUGCGAAAGCGAUCGCCAGCCCAAGUCUGCCCACUCCACUGAAAAAAAUAAAGACCGAGUCGGAGGAGCCCUCUGUGACCGCCACCUCCUCUUCGGACAGGACAGCCAGGACGCCGCCGUUCAGUCUCCACAAUGUGAAAGUUAAAGUGGAGGAUAGCUGUGAUGAGUAUGAAUACCAGAGCCAGGCCACUGUAGCUAAAUGCAAAGGAGAUAAAACAGAGAGCAACAAUGGCCACUAUCCCAGCGGAGCCAUAAAACAAGGAGAUUUUUCCAACAGUGGGAUUAAAGCCACAGACAAGAGCCCCGAUGUGGCCCUCAGGUCCCCCUGUGGUCCUCAGGAAUGCAAGAGUAGUCAAGACGCCCCGUGUAUCGAGGAGGGGGAACACAGGCACAAAAACUGCAGGGCUCCGGUGCAGGGGAAUAAGAAACCCAGAGUUUCCAGGACGCAAACAAAACAAAACCUAUCCAGGGUCCACAAGGCUGCCUCUUCUUCGUCGUCCUCCUCCUCUUCUUCUUAUUCUUCUUGUUCUCGUCCCGUGGGGCGCGACGAGGCAUCCACGGAGGAUUUACCGAGCAGACGCAAACGCAGCAACGUGAACACUGUAGCAUCGCCUGCAAAAAUGCCUUUCAGCCUAAUGGCAAAUUUCCCAUCCCCGCCGUCGCUGAUUGUUGGCAGCGACGGGGAUUUGUGCCCCGCUUACUCCCUGAACUCACUGAGGGGCCCCGGGCCUCCCCCUCCGUCCCACCCCGUGUGGAGGUGGCAGCCAGGCGGCCAGAUUCUCCCUCCCCCACACGUUCACAGAACUAGGAAAUAGACGGCGGAGCUGUUUUUUAAAGCAGAAAAAGCCCUCACCAUUUAAAACCCAAACGUAGCCCGAGUCUUAACCUGUGCGCACCGAAAUGCUCGCAACUUUAUCGGUGUUGUUUCUUUUCUCUCCCCCUUUUUUUCUCCUGAGAAUGGAUUUACAUUCCGCUUUGUUUUCAAGCUCGAUCGAGGAAAACCCACAAGAUUCCCCCUUUUUGGAGCCUCUGAAAACGCCCACAGGACUGUGAGACACCGCUCGUGGAUAUAAGAUUUAAAAAAAACUUGUGUUAAAAUAAGCUAUCCUAAGCAAUAUCUAUUCUCAAUGGUGUGUUCACACGACUGUGUGUGUGUGUGUGUGCGUGUGUGUGUGCGUGCGAGUGUGUGUGUGUGUGUGUGUGUGUGUGUGUGUGUGUGUGUGUGUGUGUGUGUGUGUGUGUGUGUGUGUGUGUGAACUCGAAUGUUUCUUGUUCGCUUUUCUAAUUUGCUCGACCUGUUGGAUUGUAUGGCGCCGGGUUUCAGUGGUUUGUGCUUUGUCUGAAAGAAGGGGGGGGGUUAAAAGAAUCACAGCAUUCCUUGGGAUGAGGCUACUUUAAAAAAACUUGCUAGGAUUGAGGAGUAAACUUGACUGAGCAAAUCAUAAAAUAAUAAUAAUUAUAAUAACAUAAAAAUCAGGGUUUCCCAUUCUGUGCCACUUGGUAUAUUUUAUAUAUAUCAGCGUUGUGUUUCCUUUCCUCUGGCGUGCUAACCAGCUUGGCCACAAACAUCCAUGUGCCCAAAUAUUCAGUUUCAGACAUGUAUACAAGAAAAGCUCAGUUAAUGUCUGGUCAUAUGCUCACGGUUAAGCCUUUAUUAGAUUUGACAUAAAUUUAUUCUCUGGUUGUGGGAUUUCUUUUAUUAUUAUUAUUGUUGUUGUUGUUGGUGUUAUUAUUUAAAAUGAUUAUUUUUCUAAGGGUGGUUGUAUUCUGGUUUUCAGUCAUGUUUUUAUUUCUGCGGACUAUUUCCUGGGUUGCAAGCGUGUGACUGCACAUACGCAGGCCCAAACACAACACGGGCCUUGUAUACAGACAAUCAAAAAAAAGAAAAAAAAUUAUGAAUGAAUAAGCCUCCUUUAUGAGGUCUCACGACAGACUCGACAGAUUUGUGUCCCUCUAGGUCCACAUGGCCUCGGCUUCCUCUGGACGCAAUAAGAAGUUGUGCCGGGGAGAGUGUGUGCGCGUGGUGAACAUGUAAAUAAUUCAAGAAAAUAUAAAAUGCAGACAAAAUGGGAUGUGAUUUAGUGAU
Molecule: messenger RNA, 6655 nt
Organism: Oreochromis aureus
Lineage: Eukaryota; Metazoa; Chordata; Actinopteri; Cichliformes; Cichlidae
Gene: skida1
Product: SKI/DACH domain containing 1
Exons: 1
Coding region: 2877-5384 (835 amino acids)
Source: RefSeq, a predicted model, not a curated record